CAAAGAUGGCAGUGGCUCUUCGCUCUUUGUUCCUCCUUUGCGGGUUGACCGGACUGUUGACAGGAGUCGGGUCCUUCCCUUCAAAAAUGUUCAAAGACAUGAGCUGUCCUGAAGGAUGGACACAGCUGGACUGCAAGUGUUACAUCUACCAAAGUGAAGCGAGGGACUUUGCAGAUGCAGAGGCUGUUUGCCAAAUUCUAGGUGGAAAUAUGGUGUCCAUUACCAGUGACUUGGAGAAUGCGGUUGUGCAAGAGCUGAGUGAUGCGGAUACAUCAGUCUGGAUUGGACUUUAUGAUAACAUUGAGGACGGAACCUACUUUUGGACCGAUGGUACAAACAAUGAUUACGAUAACUUUGGUGAUUCGCAACCUGACAGUACAAGUGGUAAUUGUGUAGAGAUGGAAACAGAAUCUGGAACAUGGCUAACUGAGGAUUGCACUAACGAAUAUCCCUAUGUUUGCAUUAAGGAUGCUGGCCACUAGGUCAUUCUCCUUAGAAUCCUGUCUUCUGUCACAAUUGAGUUCCGUGAUCAUGACGACUCAAUGGCGCGAUAUCGACCUUUAGUGGUGUCCUUGUGCUUUAGGGUUCAAUAUAAUCUCUCCUUUUCUUCCACGAAUCUCAAUUGUAAUUGAGAAGAGUAAUAAUGUGUCACCAAAGAGCAAUUUUCUAUUAAAAAAGGGAUCUG
Corythoichthys intestinalis (scribbled pipefish) is the source of this 685-nucleotide messenger RNA. Its product is annotated as galactose-specific lectin nattectin-like. The transcript is spliced from 7 exons. The coding region runs from base 6 to 482 and encodes 158 amino acids. The record is from RefSeq and is a predicted model, not a curated record. Lineage: Eukaryota; Metazoa; Chordata; Actinopteri; Syngnathiformes; Syngnathidae.